Pneumocystis murina B123 is the source of this 1854-nucleotide messenger RNA. RefSeq lists its product as hypothetical. Gene Ontology annotation, cellular component: post-mRNA release spliceosomal complex. The transcript is spliced from 13 exons. The record is from RefSeq and is a predicted model, not a curated record. Bases 1 to 1854 code for a protein of 617 amino acids. Gene Ontology annotation, biological process: mRNA splicing, via spliceosome. Lineage: Eukaryota; Fungi; Ascomycota; Pneumocystomycetes; Pneumocystales; Pneumocystaceae. Gene Ontology annotation, molecular function: RNA lariat debranching enzyme activator activity; zinc ion binding; nucleic acid binding.
AUGAAUCAUAAUACAAGUAAAGUAUUAUUUUUUGGCUCUUCAAAUGGAAAUUUUAAAAAGAUUUUUGAAAAAACUCAUGAUUUAAACAAAAAACAUAACUUUGAUUUUUUAUUUUGUAUAGGUGAUUUUCUUCCAGAAUCAGGAACAGAUGAAUUAGAAAUCAUAGAUCUACUUGAAGGAAGAAUACAAAUUCCAAUAACUACAUAUUUUUCAAUUGGAAAACAACGUCUUCAUAAAAAAGUUGAAAAAAAAGCAAUUAAAAAUAAUGGAGAAAUAUGCAAAAAUUUGUUUUAUAUAGGAAAAUUAGGAACUUUAACAACAUCAAAAGGAAUUAAAAUAUCAUGUCUAGGAGGGAUGUAUGAAGAAAAACAGUUUUACUGUAAAAUAUUACCAGAAGAUACUGAAAUAAAACCGUAUAUUUAUGAAAGCGAGGUAGAUUUUAUUAUGAAAAAAGGGAAAGAUUCGGAUAUUCUUGUUACAUUUGAAUGGCCUAAAGACAUACAUAAAUUUUCAUGCAAAAAGAUGUCGAAAAUGAUUCCUGGGGUUCAAUCUAUAGCUAAAGUAACAUCAUAUAUCCAACCUAAAUAUCAUUUCUCAUCAAAUGGUUCAAUAUUUUACGAAAGAGAACCUUAUAAAAAUAUUUCUAUUGAAGAUAGACAAAAAACAAAUAUUACAAGAUUUAUAUCAUUAGGCUCAUUAGAUAACCCAGACAAAGAAAGAUCUUCUUAUGCUUUUAAUAUCACAGCAUCAAGUUUAUAUGAUACAUCAAAUACGUUAAAUAUACCAAAUGUUACACGAAAUCCUUUUACAGAAGAAAUAAAUACAAAUUCUAAAGAAAUUAAGCAUAAUCUUGAAGAUUCACAAUAUACCUUUUUCUGGAAUAAAGAAUCUUCAAAUAGUAUUAAGAGGCAGAAACAUGAUACCGAAAUAUCUAAAUCAUAUGAUCAUAUUAUUAAAAAAGAGAAAAAAGAAACUAAUUCUGAUCAAGUUCCUCAAAACUGUAUUCAAAUUCACAAUAUAACAGAUCAUUUAAUUUAUAAUUCAUCAAAAUUAAACAAAGAAAAAUAUGAAAAAGAAAGCACUAUUCCACCCAAUUAUACUUGCAAAAUAUGCAUGCAAAAAGGUCAUUGGAUUCAGAAUUGCCCACAAAAAAAGACUACUGCUUCGAGAAAACCUAUUCGUAAUCAUCCUAAAUUGGAGUUUUGUUUUUUUUGUCUUUCAGAUCCAAGAAUUGCUCGUCAUUUAAUUACCUCUAUAGGAUCAGAAACAUAUCUUGCACUCCCAAAAGGUCCUUUAACAACAAGUUCCACUAAUUCACCUUCUCUUUCAUUCCCAGGGCAUGUUUUAAUUAUUCCUAUUGCGCAUGUUCCUACAAUUAACGCUAUUGAAGAAGUAAACAGAGAUAAAACUAAGGAAGAAAUGGAAAGAUAUCGUAUAUCUAUCAAUGAAAUGUUUAAAUCUAAAGGAUGUGACACUGUAGCUUUUGAAAUAAGCAGAAUAAAUGGCAUCCACUUACAUUGGCAAGUAAUUCCAAUAAAAAAAAAUCUAUCAGAUGAAUUAGAAAACACUUUUAUUUCCAUGGGAAAUGAAAAGAAAUACAAUUUUGAAAAAAGAGACAUCAAAAAGGAUGAAGAAAAUUAUCUUCGUAUUUGGUUACCCAACAACACUAUUUUAGUUCACAUAAUAAAACCAGAAACAUAUUUUGAUCUAAAAUUUGCACGAUAUGUCAUAUCAAAAGUUCUUAAUUUAGAAGAAAGAAGUGAUUGGAAAAAUUGUGUUCAAACAAAUGAGCAAGAAUUCCAGGAUUCAAUUCAAUUUAAAAAACAUUUUAAGGACUUUGAUUUUACUAUCUAA